AUUUCGGGCCCUUAGUUUGGUGGCCGAAUCGGAACGUGAAGCACAUCGGUCGGAAUAAGGUAAGGAGAGAAAUGGAGAGCCAGAGGCCGCCGAGCUAUAACCCCCAGCUAGCUCAAGCCGUUUUAAAUCAGCCACAAGCAGCCCAACCGCUAGUUAUACAGGCACCCUUCAAUGUUCUGGGGAAACAUCCAUCUAUGGCCACGUGCCCGAACUGCGGAGUCCGCAGGCAAACUGUGGUCGAUUAUGAGCCGAGUAACAAGACUCAUCUGAUAGCGCUUUUCAUCUGCUGCCUGGGGGGCGUGUGCUGCUGGUGCAUUCCGUACUGCAACGACUCCUGCCAGUCGGCCAAUCACAAGUGCAAGGCCUGUGGAGCCUACGUGGGAACAUUCAAGAACUAGCGAUGCUGAAAGGCCAAUAUCAGCGAGAACUUAUUGUAUUAAUCGUAAGAAACCCCUAGCCAUUAAGAAUAAUUUGUUGUUUUGAGGUUCAGUUCCAAAAAGUGCUCCCUACUUUUGUGCGCAGAUCAAAUAUUUGUUAUACAUAUACGAGUAUAUGCAUCAAAAUAAAUAAUAAAUUGAUAAUUGUACAAAAAUGGA
Messenger RNA from Drosophila biarmipes, 596 nucleotides. RefSeq names its product lipopolysaccharide-induced tumor necrosis factor-alpha factor homolog. The transcript is spliced from 3 exons. Gene Ontology annotation, molecular function: zinc ion binding. NCBI's taxonomy places the organism in Eukaryota, Metazoa, Arthropoda, Insecta, Diptera, Drosophilidae. The record is from RefSeq and is a predicted model, not a curated record. The coding region runs from base 72 to 398 and encodes 108 amino acids.